CAGCUGAGGAAGUCUAAUUUUCAGCCCUUGGAGGUAUAAACAUGAGUCAUAAUAAAUCUUGUAACUGCUGUGGGUCAUUUUAGAGAAGAAAAACUCUGCACUGCAUUUCUUUUGAAAUUAAGCUGCUCUCCAGGAGAAGAUAAGGAAGAUUUUGCUGUCUGUUCAGGGCUCUCCUCUGGGACCAAAGAACAUAGCAAAAUUUUUCACAUGAAGGAAUCAUUCCUGCAGAGUAGUUUCACUGUCCAUGUCGGCUGAAAAAAUUCAGGUUCUGCCUGGCAUACUGCAGAAGCAUUGCUGCAUUUUACCUGACAGGAACACAGAGUCACAGUGUACACUCUGUGGGGAGCCUGAAGAUUUGGAUUCUCUAACAGGGCAUGCAUUUCCAGACCAGCAGUACUCAUGGUCACCUUCUCAGCACUUCAAUGAAGAAAGAUACUCUCCUGCUGCGAGGAAUAUGAAAGGAUUAUCUGGUAGUCGCAAUCAACCACAGUUAUGUUCAGCUCAUACUUGUGGCUUAGCAUCCCCUGAAGAUUGUGAACACACCCACGACCAUAUCCACCAUGGGCAGGAGCCAAGGCAGUCGUAUCUUCUCAGCCCCACGGAGAGUUGCCCGCUGGAUCACCAUCGUUGCUCUCCCCGCAGCUCCAUUCAUUCUGAGUGCAUGAUGAUGCCCAUGGUAAUGGGCGAUCACAUGUCAAGUAGCACUUUCCCCAGAAUGCACUACAGCUCACAUUACGACUCGAGAGACGACUGCACCAUGUCUCACGGUAACCCUAAGAUUAACCGUAUUCCUGCAAAUCUUUUGGACCAAUUUGAGAAACAACUUCCUCUUCACCGGGAUGGGUUUCACACUUUACAGUACCAGAGGACCUCAACAGCUGCGGAACAACGCAGUGAGAGCCCGGGAAGAAUACGCCAUCUUGUUCAUUCCGUCCAGAAACUUUUUACUAAAUCGCAUUCUCUGGAAGGAUCAUCCAAGGGCAAUGUUAAUGGAACAAAGGGAGACAGUCGAGGGGACGAUCAUCAUCAUGGGCACCAUUCCAAGCAUAGCAAAAGGAGUAAAAGCAAGGAGCGAAAACCAGAAAGCAAGCAUAAAUCUGGAAUGAGUAGCUGGUGGAGCUCUGAUGAUAAUUUGGACAGUGAUAGCACUUACAGAACCCCUAGUGUGGUAAAUAGGCACCAUGCAGAUCAUAUAUCCCAUUGUUAUCCUGAGGCACUCCAGGGGCAUUUUGGGGAUCUCUCAUUGAAGACUUCCAAAAGUAACAAUGAUGUGAAGUGUUCGGCUUGUGAAGGGCUACCAAUGACCCCUGAUAGUAAAUAUAUGAAAAGGAGUUCUUGGUCAACGCUUACAGUAAGCCAGGCUAAAGAAGCUUAUCGCAAAUCAUCACUGAACUUAGAUAAGCCUCUGGUUCAUCAGGAAAUCAAACCUUCUUUGAGGCCGUGCCAUUACCUUCAGGUACCUCAGGAUGAAUGGGCAGGAUACCCGGCUGGUGGGAAAGAUGAAGAGAUCCCCUGCAGAAGAAUGAGAAGUGGGAGCUAUAUUAAGGCCAUGGGAGAUGAAGAAAGUGGAGACUCUGAUACUAGCCCCAAGACAUCACCAAAAUUAACGGUUCGACCGGAGUCAUUAUUAAAAUCCAUUGGACAACGACCCCUGGGAGAUCAUCCAAAUCAGAGCUACCUUCAAACUGCAAGUGACGUGCCUGGGGGUCACAACCUGGAUCCCUCUGCAAACUACAAUUCCCCAAAGUUUCGCUCAAGGAAUCAGAGCUAUAUGAGAGCAGUGAGCACGCUCAGUCAGGCCAGCUGUGUUAGUCAGAUGAGUGAAGCAGAGGUUAAUGGGCAAUUUGAAUCGGUGUGUGAAUCAGUGUUUAGUGAAGUUGAAGCUCAGGCAAUGGAUGCCCUUGACCUCCCUGGAUGUUUCCGAACAAGAAGCCACAGUUACUUGCGUGCCAUUCAGGCAGGUUAUUCCCAAGAUGAUGAAUGUAUACCCGCGCUGACAUCUUCCAACAUCACCUCAACUAUCAGGUCAACCACAGCUGUAACUUAUACAAGUUACAAAAAAACACCACCACCGGUACCCCCUCGUACCACUUCCAAGCCUCUGAUCUCAGUCACGGCACAGAGCAGCACAGAAUCCACCCAGGAUGCCUAUCACGACAGCCGGACUCAGAGGAUAUCCCCGUGGCCGCAGGACGGGCGAGGGAUGUACAACUCCACCGACAGUUUGGACAGCAACAAGGCCAUGAAUCUGGCCUUGGAGACUGCAGCCGCACAGCGCCACGCGGCCGAGGGCCAGAGCACCUCCAUACGGACCAGCGACAAGGCCAUUUUAGUGACAAAAGCAGAGGAGUUUCUUAAGAGUCGGCGUUCCUCUAUAGGGAUUCAGGUGGAAACAGCAACUGACUCAGACACUGAAAGCAGAGGCCUACGGGAAUACCACUCUGUUGGAAUACAAGUGGAAGAUGAAAAACGGCACGGACGAUUCAAGCGCUCAAACAGUGUAACAGCAGCUGUCCAGGCUGACCUGGAACUGGAGGGUUUUCCAGGACACAUCACCAUGGAAGACAAGGGACUUCAGUUUGGCUCGUCAUUCCAGCAGCACUCAGAGCCCAGUACACCCACCCAGUAUAGUGCAGUGAGAACUGUACGGACACAGGGACUGUUCAGUUACAGAGAAGAUUAUAGGACCCCAGUUGACACAACAAACCUUCCACCACCAGAACCCUGGCUGGAGCCUGCCAUUGAGACAGUAGAGACUGGUCGAAUGUCACCUUGUCGACGGGAUGGAUCUUGGUUUAUGAAGUUACUACAUACUGAAACUAAGAGAAUGGAAGGAUGGUGCAAAGAAAUGGAAAGAGAAGCAGAAGAAAAUGAUCUUUCUGAAGAAAUUCUAGGUAAGAUCCGAAGUGCUGUUGGAAGUGCUCAGCUCCUCAUGUCUCAGAAAUUCCAGCAAUUUUAUUGGCUUUGUCAGCAAAAUCUGGACCCGAGUGCCAUGCCGAGACCAACUUCCCAGGACCUAGCAGGUUUCUGGGACUUACUGCAGCUCUCAAUUGAAGACGUCAGCAUGAAGUUUGAUGAACUGCACCAGUUGAAACUCAAUGAAUGGAAAAUAAUAGAAUCACCUGAAAGGAAGCCAACGGGUUGGUGGAUGGAAGAAAGAAAGAUUCCUCCUCCUGUACCAAAGAAGCCCCCAAAAGGAAAAUUCCCUAUCACAAGAGAGAAAUCUCUGGACCUACCCGACAGACAGCGACAAGAAGCUAGAAGACGGCUGAUGGCUGCCAAGCGAGCAGCCUCUUUCCGGCAGAAUUCAGCCACAGAACGUGCAGACAGCAUCGAGAUCUAUAUCCCAGAGGCUCAAACACGGCUUUAAAGACAGAAUGCUGCAGAGUUCCUUUUUUAAAAAAAAUGCUUGUACAGUUUGUCACUUACCUGGUAAUUUUUGUCUCAUUCUCUCCACUAAAUAUGCCCUUGCUGUUGUGUUCUUUGUGCCAUAAGCACAGUGGAAUGCUUUUGAUUUCCUCAGAAUUUGCUGAGCUCACCGCAAGAAUGACUUCUUUUUGUAUUGUCUGACUUACAAUCAGCUACAAUGGAUAGGGCUUGUCAAGACCUGACUUAUCCAAUAUAUUCUCAGAGGACAACAAGAAACACCUCUUGAGAUGGAACCCAGCUUACUUUUUUGUUAUUUAUAUUUUUAUAAAAUGUGUGAUAAUUAGGGAUAAGAAUUACAAACUAUAAAUGGGUGCAUCUCACCAUUCACUAGAGGCAUUAGCUAAUCCAAGUAGAAGGUGCUACAAAUGUAAAGAGCAGGAAAGAAAGAACCCAUUUAUCUCUUUGACCUCCAGUUUCUUUUCCUAGAACCCAGCUAACAUAUUUACCCAUGUGCUCUGCCACUCUUUUCAUCUUUGUUACUGCAAAAUAACAUUAGGCGUCUCAUCUCAUGUCAAGUUUCUGGAGAUGAACAGGGAUACCCAGCCACUAAAACUCCAAAGUUCAUCAGAAACUAAGAAGCAUACAAGUCCGGUGGUGGUGGGAAUGUCCACUAAGAAACAUUUGCUGUUAGCAGCAUAACGACACUCUGAAACCUAAGCAAAAUUGUAAUGCAAGAGGACUUGAAUGAUGGGUGAAAGGAAAACAGAAGCCUUAAAAAGUUAGAUCUUCUGUAGUAAGAUGUGUAAAGAAAAAGUUAUACUCGCUCCUUUGCAACACUCAUUGCAUUCUUAACAUUUCUUUUACAUGUUAACAUUUAUUUUAUAAACCUUCUCUCUUUCAUUUCAAGAGCCGUGCUACAUGUACUGUUUAAAACUCUCAAAUUGUUAUAACAAUUGAGUUUCCAGGGUAUCCUUGAGAACAGAAAAUCUUGCUUGUUUAAAAUGCCAGUUGUGAUGUUGUAAACAGUUUAAGAAAUAUGAAUGUGAGUGGUAAGUAUAUAUAAGUUUAAAUGGUUAUGUUAAGGUAAAGGUGAACUGUGGUUUACAGUUGUAUUUUUUUUUAGAACUAUUUUUCUAUGCAGUAUCAUUUAUGGCAAGAAUAAACUUCUUGCUUGCUUCAGACAUAGAAAAAAAACAUGACUCGAGAGAUAAGAGCUUUCCAGCCAGGAAAUAUAAGGAAAAUAAUAUAUUUUCAAGCCUCACAUUGUCAGGAGAGAAGUGGCAACUUCCACAGCCAAGAGGCUUUAAUUUAAAACAAAUUAAGACAGAAUUAUUCCACUUCACCUACCUUCCAGAGCCAACUGAGCAAUCCAGCACUUAAAAGUCUUCAGGUGAAGACGCAAUAAGAUGAGUAACCUGCAGCCCCCAGUUCCAAGGUUUGAAUCCUACUGAACACAACUUUAGGUCAAAACAGUGUGAACCCAGUGAGACAAACAGCCCCAGCUACCACAUUCCCUGUUUACCUGCUUUAACAAAUGCAAUGCAUUUAGCCAUAGGCAGAACUACUAUUUAAUUAUACUUGAGCACUUUGGUUCUUCACCUGAUGAGCACUUUAAAUACGAAUCCCACACACCUUGCAGCCUGAUGGAUGACUGAAAACAUGAAGUAUUGUAGGUUAUGCAGAUCUGACAUUGCUUCAAAUCUGUUUUCUUUUGUUUGCUUUUUUUCUUUUUCCUUCUCUUUUUCCUACAGUGUAUGUUAUUAAGCAUGACUUCUGUCUUUGGAGCACAGAUGAUAAAGCAUGCUUGGCUUCAAGAUACGAAUCUUUAGAGAUGAAGUUUUGAGAAGUUUCUUUGAGAAGAAACCCCUGUAAAUUGAGCCUGAUAUCUGGUGUAUACUUUACCAAAUAGCCUUAAAUUAUAUUUGGAAGCAAAAACCAAGACGAAUGUAUAUCCUUCAAGAAUGCAAAAAAAAAAAAAAAAAAAAGAAAAAAAAAAAAAAUAAAUCCCUGAAAUAUUCUUCUAUACAUGAAAACAUUAUAUUUCCCUUCCCUUGCAUUUUCAAGGCAUUUUCUAUUAUGGAAAGAGCUGAAUCCUAGGUAGUGUACAAUAUUGAUGCUACUUCCUAUAGUUGUUGUACUAUUUUAAAUACAAAAGUACAUGCAGACACUGGCAUCUUCAGCCUUGAAAACUAGUAUCCUAAAGUGGAGCUGCUAAUUGGAAAUAUCCACACAAAACCAAAGUCAGUGUCUUUCCUAGACUGAAGAAAUUUAAAAGAGAAACACACACACCUGUACAACAUAUAUAUAUAUGACAGCUGAUAUGUUUUAUCUAAUUUUCCUGUACACUUUGAGGAGAAAUCACAUUUGCCUUACUCGCUUGAACCCUCUCACCUGCAGCAACAGGUCAUGCGAUUAAGACAGGCUGUACCUGAUCCUGCUAGCAAUCAGACUUUAUGAAGAUAAAUUGUAAACCCAAGAGAUUGCAGAUAAGCUGAGAUCCCAGCUGGCCUAAUGAUGCAGACUUGGAGCAGUCUGUGUUUUACAUUUCCCAUACCUUUAUGAGAAAAUGUUCAAUGGAAGAUUUAGAAAUCUAUGAUUGCUGUUUGUUAGACCUUGGUUAGAAAAAAAAUUAUUAAAAAAAAACCAAACAACAAAAAAACCCCAACAAAAAACAGCAACCAGAAAGAAUCAAAAGUAAACUAGAUGCCUACUGAAAAAUCUGAUAAUAUGUUAUUUGUGCACAUUACAUUUUGAAGUGCAAUAUAUUAACUUAUUGUUGUGGUAAAAUUGUAUCAUUUAAGGCAAAUAAACCAUUUCUAUUUACGUAUUGUACAUCUGGUUAGUUUAGAAAAAUAACAUUAUGCUUAUCAUACUUGUGUUGCAAAUAAAUCAGUCAGGUUGCUUCACUAUAUGACAUGAGAAACACUGCAUGUAGCAUCAUAAUAAACAUUUAACCAGAACGAUUUUAAUCUGAUCCCACAUCAUAAAAAUAAAAUUCAGUUACAAAAACAACAUAGGAGGAACAUAAAUAAACAGAAAGAUAGGAACUGGAAUACUUUCUGCUUUGAGUUCAUGAUGUAGACCCACACAGAACAGCUGGAUACAGCCAAAUAAUCUAGUGUUUAAUUAAAUAUUAAUUGGACUAAUAUUUAUUUUAACCCAUUAAAAUUAUAGAAUGUCCCUGUUCAUUUAGUCAUUACCUGUAAAACACAAGUAUAAUAAACAAAAUUCAGAAAAUUUAAAUAAAGAAAAAGUUCUGACUGGUAAAAUUGUUGAUAUUUGCCAUAUUUAUUUUUUGCUUUGUAUAUCUUUUUAGAUUUUAAAUUCUUUGUAAUUUGGUGAAGUACAUUAUGAAGUAUUUUAUUAUUUUAUGUCAACCUGAUUAGAAUGGCCUUUGGCAGACUGCUAAGACUAAAAAUGUUGUACAGUUUAAUACCAAAAAAUGAUAUUUUAAUUCAUACUUAAACCUUGACACUAUGUUAGAUUUGAGAUCAAUCAGGAAGGAAUUAAAGUGUGCAUAGGAAAGUGUGUGGAUUUCAUAUAUAUGGAUAGAUAAACAUAAGAUACAUUUCAUAUAAUGGAAAUUAUUUGUUUUGAAAUAACCCCAUGUCCUGCUGUAUCAGUAAAUUAGUACUCUACUUCUUCAGCACUCCAUCUAGUAUAAAGUGAAGGACUGUUUGGUCAUUGGGAGGUUUUGCUAGGAAAAGGAGUAACUGCUACAUGAUGGUGCCACAUGUGAUGUGCCCUACGUGACCCGCAGUCUCCUCGUGCCCUGCAGGAGCAGUGCCCUUGAGAGGCUCCUGGUCCCAUAGCACCUCAGGCAACACUGCCACUCUGUCCCAGGCCCUCUCCAUGCAAGUUCCCCCUGGCCCCCUCUCCUAGAGCAAUGUGCCUCCAGAUCAGCCCAGCUCAGCCUUUUGCGUUCAAAGCCUUGAGCCUGCCCUGUGCAGUCGGUGGGUUUGAUGUCCUCCUCAGCAUUUCAGCAAUGGCACCGGGGGCAGGGGGCACACUGGGGGCUCACCCAUCAAGGGUUGGUUUGUGCUUUCAAUUUUAGCUCUGAAGCUGGUUUGGCAGCUCCAGGUGUCAAGCUGUGAAACAGAAGCCUCAGCAUUAGAGACGUAAUUGUGAAGCAAUGUUAUUCCCAUUACUGUUCCUAGAGCAUCUUAUGAUGUAGGGAUAACACCCACAUUUGAGAUGAGGAAUAUCAGCACAUGUGUCUAGAGAGGUGCUUCCUGGUGUAUGACAGGUUGACACCCGCAUUUAUACAGUGCCUUUCAUCCAGAAGGAUCUCCAAGCACUUUACUAGCCAACACACAAACUCCAGGUUGGGCUGCAGCUGGGGCAGGGAACCCAGCAUGGCGGGAUGCUGGGGGUUCUCCCACCUGUUCCCAUGCUGCUGGGGAGUUCCCUUCCACAGCACCCUUCCAGCACCUGGGAGGACCCUCACAAUCUGAGCCUGUGCUGAAGGAGAAGCAAAGAUUAGCUGAACUGAGAGGAAGACCUGAGCAAAGCAGAGAUGAGGGCAGUCCUCAUACCAUCUCUCCAGGGAGUAGGAAGGGAGUGAUGAGCACCAAAUUAACCUUCCAGAACAAUCGCUGCUUCUUCUGUUCAUGAUGAUGGCAGUGAGGUCCCUGCAGUGGAGGAGCUCCCUGGGAGGAGACCCCUGGUCCGCGCCAGGCUCAGGAGCUGAUGGCGCCUGCAACUGAGCCCUCUUGGUCAGCAGUCUUGGCAAGUCUCCCCUCACAAGUGCAUUUUCCCCCGCUUUCUUAGCAGGAGAGCAGGAGAGAUCCAUCUGGGGUACAUGCUUCAAAAGCAGCCUUCCCCAAACACCCUGUUCUCUCCCUGGGUCUGCCCUCCAGCCCAGCUAACAUGAGGGAUGAUGUGGGGCACAGGACUUAGGCAUGAUAAUUGUGCUUUAGUCUGGGCAACUGCUCUUUAAUGAGACUCAGCUCUAACCCUAAGGGUUCUUUAUAUGGCAGAGCAAUGGGGACACCUCUCUCUGCAUGGACAGGAUCAGCAGAGAAGCCACCAUUUCAUACUGCACAGAACAGAAAGAGAACAUAUACAUAUGUCUAUAUAUAUAGAAAAUUUUCAUUGCCAUGGUCCCAGACAGCUGGUCCCAGGAAUGUUCCUGUAGAUUGUGCCACUUUCUUGCAGCUCAUCCUCAACACUGAUGGCCAUGGCAGGUUCCCUGCCUACUGCAGCCCCAUGGCCCAUCAGCAACUAUUCACCGUGUUCAGCUCCAGGGACAAUUUUUUGGGAACAGCUGUUUUAUGGCAUACUCGUAUGCACUCACAGAGUCCUGUCAGGAAUUAAGCCCUCUGUAUCCAAGAAAUUGCUUACUUUAUCUCUGAAAUGCAGCUACCUCAAUGGCGUAAUAUUGUAGCUGUUUAACUACAUGAUAGGCUGUUCAGGACAGCAAGUGUAAAACCAAAAUUGAGAUGGAACAUUGCCCAAAAGAAAAUUUGGCCAGCAUAUUUAGGCUGAUGCAGCUCCUCUUAAUGAAAUAAAAUUCCAAUAGCUGCAAGAGGCCAUGUCAUUCAUAAUUGAAUGUCUUUUCCAACAUAAAUGAUUCUAUGAUUUUAUAUCAAAAAAUGUAUUCCAGAUGUCUUCUCAUUAAAUGCAUAUCACUUUUCUUAAAAGAUGAUUGCAGAAGAAGACUUCAUGUUCACAGAUCCACCUUUCCACACUCAGCUUUUCUCCUAUUAUCCGUCAUUACUGAAAAAGAACUGGACUUUUGAAGUCGGAUCAUAGAUAAGGUAAAUUAGUAGGUCUACACGGCUUGCUUUUUGACUGAGCAAACACAGAACAGUUUUCAAUAGUUGGCAGUUUAAUUCUAUAUUUUAUUAAGGCCAAAUUGUUAUUUUUCUAAGUUGGUUUUGUUGGACAGGAUUUUUUACUUCUCUAGGUACAAAACCACAAAUAUUUUCACCUAAGCUUAAAUGAGGGGGAGGCUUAUUUGGAUGUAUGGUCAUUAUUUACCAACACAGCCUGUUAGUGAGGAAUUUUCUUCUCCUUCCUUUGCCAUUCUUUCAUUUCCCAUUCCUAAAGCUCAACUGUCAUACAAAUUUCUUAUUUGUGAGACGGAUUAUUGCAGAGCUUAGGGCUAAGUUCUGUUCCCACUUGUAUUAGAAUCAAAGCUAAGAAACUGAAACCCGAAAGAAAUGUCAGAUCUGAAUCAGUAUAACUCAGAUCAAUAUCUGACUCAGCAAGACCUGCUGAGGUAGGAAGGACUCAUCAGUUGAGUUAGUGGGUGCAUCAUUUCUUUGCACGAUCUCGUUCUUCCUUUCACGUAGAUUGCAAUCAAGCAGAGAGUUUGGUAGUAGGUUCAAGUGUCUGCAGGCAGUCCUCACAAAGAAAUGCUAGCUUUGUUUAUAAUUACCCAUGGAAUCCACAUGCUCAUAUCCAUGCUUUGAUUUACCCCUUUGGAGGUUUAACAGUAUGGCCAUCUUGUGUUAAAAGGGCUCAGCAUGUAUGUAAUGUUUAGUUCAAUUUAUAUAUUAAUUUCCUGACUGAAGAUAAAUUCCCUUUCAAGUAGCCUGGCUUAUAUGCUCUAGAACUGUUCUUUCCUGAAGAAAAGCCACUAUGGCUGUGCAGGAUUUUCUGUACAGAGACAAAACUCAUACUUUCAUUUACCAAGUGACAUGCCAAAAUAAUCAAGUGUGGCCUAAGGACUAAAUUAAAUGCCUCCUAUAGAAUUUCAAGGAAUGUUAGAACCAGGAAACUAGCUGUUUAGUUAUCAUUAAAAGUAUAUAUAAAUAUAUAUAAAUAUAUAUAUACAUAAGAAAUCGUAUCAACAAUGAGGAUGAACUGAGUGCCAAAUAUUCACCAUCUGUAUAAAGCUACACUUCACUAGAAUUAAACUAUUUUAUGUAAUUCUCUUUCUCAUGCUUUUAUGGUUCUUUUGAUAAAUUCUAUUUAGUAGCAUGCAGGAUACCUAAAUUGAAUGUACAGUAUGUUGUUUCAUUGCUACAAUAAUUUCUCGCUUCUCAGUAAUAUCUUCUUUACCAGAAUGUUAUUUGUUACUUUGAAGACAUAUUUGAAAAUUGUUUUAUUAUUGAGUUAUUCUUUUUUCAUGGUUCUCUACUCACCUCCAGCUGAUUGUAAGAAAAUGUGCUUCACUAUUUUGCCCCAUGGCUCUUUUAUGAAGCUGCCUCUUUCAAUUGGUUUAUGUAUUGUUUAUGUUCAUCUCCUGUAAAUAAUUCUGCAAUUAAAUUUUUUGAGAAAAAA
Molecule: messenger RNA, 10599 nt
Organism: Lepidothrix coronata (blue-crowned manakin)
Lineage: Eukaryota; Metazoa; Chordata; Aves; Passeriformes; Pipridae
Gene: DLGAP2
Product: DLG associated protein 2
Exons: 16
Coding region: 245-3370 (1041 amino acids)
Biological process (GO): signaling
Cellular component (GO): glutamatergic synapse; postsynaptic specialization
Molecular function (GO): molecular adaptor activity
Source: RefSeq, a predicted model, not a curated record